AUGUAUAUUGUCAUGGCAAUCUUGGCAGUUGAACUGAUACGUUGCAUUUUAAAACUUAUGUACGAGAAGAAAAAAUAUCAAAUAUCAAAGAAAGAAAUACCGAUACUUCUCGCCAAUAAAGAUUCCCUCGGAAAGAAUACUGUCUAUAAAGAAACAACUUCAACUUCAUUAACGAAAUUAACAAAGAAUAAUGAUAAUUUUACCGCUAAACAAUUUAAUCAAAAACCAAGCGGUAUUUUGUCGAAUGAUGCACAAGACAGAGCAUUAACAUCAUUUGAAAAUCUGAAACUUAAAAUAUCUAUGCCAUUAGAACGGAGUGAAGUAGAAAAUAUUACAGAUGAGAGACUUAAAAUAUAA
Molecule: messenger RNA, 357 nt
Organism: Cercopithifilaria johnstoni
Lineage: Eukaryota; Metazoa; Nematoda; Chromadorea; Rhabditida; Onchocercidae
Source: the annotation of a GenBank genome assembly